ACCGCGAGAAGAAAUCGCGGUCUCCCGGUCCUCCAAACUCGCCUGAAUCGCGCGUCCAUCCCCUCCCUCCCGGUCUUGAGUCGAGAAUCUUCAUUACUGAAAAGAGUCCAGUAUAGCCAUAGCAGAAACAUGAAGAGAAAUUCAAAAAAACACCUCUGUGGAGCAAUCACCAAAAGAACUGUUCGUAAAGUCCUGCUUAGCAAUCUUCCUACGGAUAUUUUAUCGCAGAUCUUGUCGUGGUUGCCAAUAAAUGAUGCUGUAAGGACAAGUAUAUUAUCAAGGGAGUGGAAAUAUGUUUGGCGUGGCCACACCAACCUAACUUUUGAUUCGGCUACAAUGAGGAAACAAUAUUUUAAGGCCUCCUUUGGUUACGGGUUCAUCAAUGCUACAGAGUUUAUUUCAAGAGUUGACACAGUUCUCCGUCAACAUAGUGGUGUAGAGAUUAAGCAUAUGGAAGUUAAGCAUAUGUUACAUAAUAAGCAUGCAAAUCAUGUUGAUAGAUGGAUUAACGUUGCAAUUGCGUCAAAGACAAAGGAACUCAUUAUUGACUUAAAUGGUGGGUUCAAGUUAUCAUUGUCCAGAGAUAUAUCACGUGGCAUAUAUAGAGACAAAGGAGAACCGUAUAAUAUACCUCCACAGCUUUUCAGUGCCGACAAUGGUCCAUACUUGCAGCGUCUGGAGCUUACUUCUGUGUCUCUACAUCUACCUGCUGAUUUCAAAGGAUUUCUGAACCUUAAGAAACUUACCUUAGUAGAUGUGAGUAUCACCGAUGAAGAUGUUCAGUGUAUGCUAUCAAGAUGCAAUCUUCUGGAGUUUUUCGAGAUUGCCUACUGUAGAAUGGUUACUAGUAUUCGGAUGCCUAAGCCUUUGAACCAGUUUAAGCAUUUGCUAGUGGAUAAAUGCCCCUUACUUCAAGUGAUAGAGCUGAAUUGUAGUCUAACAGUACUCGAGUACACUGGUACCGUGGUUCCAUUAAUAUUUACUUCAACUUGCAGGCUGAAAAAUAUACUCAUUAAGUUCAUGACUUGCCAUGCUGCUCUUGACUACAUGGUCACUGGAUUCCCUAGUACUUUGCCAAGUCUCGAGACUUUGACCUUACAUUGUGCACAACGCGAGAGAAUCAUUUUACCUGGAAAGACUUUCAUAUUUACUCAUCUUCGGCAUUUGAGGUUGGAAUUAGUUCUGCUUGGUAAUAAAAAGAGACACACUGAUGUCCUUGAUUAUGCUUAUCUCUUGGAGGUCGCUCCUUUCAUGGAAAAACUGGAGCUGCUUAUGUGGUUAUGCUGCCAACGCCGACCAUAUUGCAAGGAGGAUGGUGAGCUAAGGAGUCGUCCUCCACACCAUCACACCCAUCUCAAGUUUGUUCAUAUCAGCGGAUUUUUCGGUCACAAAGACCAGGUGGAGCUGGCACUUCAUAUUCUUCGUAGUUCCAUCAUGCUCGAGAAGAUGGAGAUCAACCCAAGGGUUGAAAUAGCUGACUGUGAUGAAUCAGAAAAACAAUUUUAUGAGAGGGAACAGUACGUGGAUGGUCAUAGAGUCGCCACCGAAUAUGUUUGCAAGGCAGACCACCGCAAUGUUGUAGAUGCAGUAAGGGCAUCAUUUUCAUGGGGCCCUCCGCUUGACUACCGCCAUGCAAGAGGAGUUCAAGGGGUCUCGCGACCACGAGGCAGGCUGUCACGCAGGCACAAAGGCUGCUGCAGGAGGCACCCUUAAAAACAUGCGCAAAAUGGCUGAGACUUCCCAGGCUCUGAACUGUCUGAACCCGUAGACAUCGUGGCCUUCAGGUUCGAUGCAAGAGUUAAGUGGAUCAUUAAACUUGUUGCAGGCUUAUUUCUCUCACUCAAGUAGUUCUGAAUUUGCUCUAUGCAGAAUGGAUUGCGUGAAUCAGUAGAAAAUUCUUGAUGUUUGUGCAUAGUUGAUCAGUAGUUGUGAAGUUGCGCUAAAUUCCUGUAAACUCCUUUCAGUUUUAUUCUUAAUUUUAUCUGAA
Setaria italica (foxtail millet) is the source of this 1987-nucleotide messenger RNA. Its product is annotated as putative FBD-associated F-box protein At5g38570. The coding region runs from base 130 to 1713 and encodes 527 amino acids. The record is from RefSeq and is a predicted model, not a curated record. NCBI's taxonomy places the organism in Eukaryota, Viridiplantae, Streptophyta, Magnoliopsida, Poales, Poaceae. Gene Ontology annotation, molecular function: protein binding. The transcript is spliced from 5 exons.